GCCCUGCCCUAUAUAUAAUGGAGGAAAUUUCCUUGUACUCUAAGUUUGCAGAGGGCUCCUGUCACGAAUGGGCAUUGAACCGAUCGUAUGAUUUUUCCAUUUUAUUCUGUUAAUGUGGUGAAUUACACGGGUUGAUUUUGAAUGUUGAACCAACCUGGAACUGUUUAGAUAAAACCCACUUGGUCUAUGUAUAUAAUCAUCUUUUUGAAAUCUUGCUGCAUUGGUUCUGCUAAUACUUUAUGGAGGAUGGUUGCAUUCAGGUUUAUGCUGGUCUUCAGUUCUAGGCGAUUUUCUGGAAUUAUGUGUUUGAUUUUAUAAAUGGAUACAGCUCUUCAUUAAAGAUGAUUUUCAAAAAUACUGCUUCCCGUGAUUUCUAGGCAUGUGCGGCUGGGAGGUUCUCCUUUCAAAUACCAUCUUUUCUACCGCUGAGAAAAUGGCUAAAUAAGAUGAUUUUACUAUAUUUUUUCCUUUUGCAGAAGAGAGUUUAUUGGUUUCUAGUUUAUAUUUUAUAGCCAUAUGAUUAAAAGAUCAGGGGAUAGGGUCUCCUGGGUGGCUCAGUCAGUUAAGCCUCUGACUUUGGCUCAGGUCAUUAUCUCGUGGUCUGUGAGUUCGAGCCCCACGUCGGGCUCUGUGCUGACAGCUCAGAGCCUGGAGCCUGCUUCGGAUUCUGUGUCUCCUUCUCUCUCUGCCCCUCUGCCUCUCAUUCUCUCUCUCUCUCUCUCUUUCUCUCUCAAAAAUAAAUAAACAUUAAAAAAGAAGUUCAGGGGAUAUAGUGUAUAUAGGAUAUUUUAAAAAGUAUUAUAAUUUAUUUUAUCUUGGAAUUAUAGAUAAUACUUAGAAUUUAAAACUUCAAGUCACAAAAAUUUAGAAGUUUUGGAUCCUGUCUUUGGCAUUUAGUGGCUAGGGCCACUAGCUCUCUUGUAUGCUUGCUUCAUUGCAUCGAAAAAAGUAAUUUAUGUCUUUUUUUCUAAUUUAAGGGUUGGGUGGGAUGAAUGAGACUGGCAGAUGAUCAGGUACCUUCUCCCUUUCUCUGCGGCCUGACAUCGUCUGUAAAUGUUUGCUGAAUAUGAGAGCAGAGCAAGGCACCAUCUUAGAUGAAACCGUAUUAAUUUCAUGUGAAUAAAAAAAUGGGUUGAUUUUGGUCCCUGGAGCGCAUUCCUCUUGCCCUCAAUUUGUGGUCUCUCCUUGAUUUCUCAGGUCUUGUGUUAUCAUCUGUGUUGGGUAUUAAAUCAUGGGGAGGAAGCUGGACCUGUCUGGUCUGACCGACGACGAAACGGAGCAUGUCCUCCAGGUGGUUCAACGAGACUUCAAUCUUCGCAAAAAAGAGGAAGAACGGCUAAGCGAGAUGAAGCAGAAGCUGGCCGAGGAAGGCAGCAAGUGCAGCAUCCUCUUGAAGCACCAGAAGUUCGUGGACCACUGCUGCAUGCGCUGCUGUUCGCCCUUCACCUUCCUGGUCAACACCAAGCGCCGGUGUGCCGACUGUCAGUUCAACGUCUGCAAGAGCUGCUGCUCCUACCAGAAGCACGAGAAGGUGUGGAUCUGCUGCGUCUGCCAGCAGGCCAGGCUUCUGAGGACCCAGUCUCUGGAAUGGUUCUACAAUAACGUGAAGAGUCGCUUCAAACGCUUCGGCAGUGCUAAGGUCUUGAAGAACCUGUACAGGAAACACCGGCUGGAGAGCGGGGCGUGCUUCGAUAUUCUAGGAGGAAGCUUUUUCGAGGCAAACCUGGAGAAUGAAGGAAGUGUGUCAGGCAGUGAUUCAACAUUUUAUAGACAGUCUGAAGGACACAGCAUGAUGGACACAUUGGCUGUCGCCCUGCGGGUGGCUGAAGAGGCCAUCGAGGAGGCAAUUUCCAAAGCAGAAGCCUAUGGGGACAGUCUGGACAAGCAGAAUGAGGCCAGUUACCUGCGGGACCACAAGGAGGAGCUGACGGACGAACUGGCCACGACCGUCCUGCAGAAGAUCAUAAGAAAACAGAAGAACAAAGGCGAGCAGCAAAUGGGAGAAGAGCCAGAGUGGUCACAGCCCCAGAGCUGCAGUGCAGAGGCCGCUGAUGAGGGGACCGCAGCCCCCCCGGGAGGCCCCCGAGCUCCCUCCACCCUCUGGCGAUCCCAGUCUGCGUUCUCACUCACCAGAGAAGAUGCCCCGAGGACCCCUUCGCUGGAGGCUCUGUCAAGGCCGCCCAGGGGCCAGGACCAGCCACCGAGGGAGGAGGCGGCCUUGCCCAUCUGGAAGAGCGUGGACAGGCUGGACGACACAGACCUGGCCGCGGUUUUGCAGAGCCCCGACGGGAACUGGGUGGCCCUGAAAGAUGGCGCUCUGCCGCCCACCCGCCUGCUGGCCAAGCCCAAGAGUGGCACGUUCCAGGCCCUGGAGGCAGUCUCCCGCGUGACAUCUGCCUACGAGGAGAUGGGCUCCGAAAGUGAGGAGGACUUUGACUGGAGUGAGGCCUUGAGCACGCUGUGCCCGCGGCCCCCAGGCCUGCCCAGGAGCCCCCAGCCUCAGCCCACACAGGCCCAGGGUUCGGACCAAGGCCCCUCGGCCACCUCCGCCUCCUCCGGGCUCUCUCCCAACCCCGAGGCCAUGUGCUCCGACUCAGAGACGUCCUCUGCGGGCUCCUCCCGGGAAGCUGGGCGCCGGGCCAGACUGUCCUGGUUGCAGAGGAAGGCCCCCAGGGACCCCGCCGCGGAGAAGAUACGCCUGCAGGGAGAGCUGGACGUGAACUUCAACCCCCAGGCAGCCAGCAGGGAGACCUCGGACAGCAGCGAGCCCGAGGAGAUGCCCCAGGCUGCGGACCGGAAGGCCAGGAGGUGGAGAAGGGCCCGUGUGGGCUCAGAGGAGCCGAGCGAGGAGUUGUCUUCUCCCAAUGCCCAUUGCCAGGGGCUGGAUGCACAUCAGGCAUCCGGUGAUUUGUCGGAGACCGACACCAGCAACGACGCCAGGCACCCUCGGAGCCGGGCGGCCGCCACGGAAGAGAAACUGAGAAACAGGCUGUACGAGUUAGCAAUGAAAGUGAGCGAGAAGGAGACCUCUUCGGGGGAUGAUCAGGAGUCGGAGCCCAAGACGGAGUCUCAGAACCCCAAGGAGAGUCUGUCCUCUGAAGACAACAGCCAGGGCGUCCAGGAAGAGCUCAAGAAGAAGUAUUCUGCUGUUUCUCUCUGCAACAUCUCCACAGAAGUCCUGAAAGUCAUCAACGCCACCGAGGAGCUGAUAGCAGAGUCCGCAGGGCCCUGGGAGUUCCCACCUGUCCCUCCCGACAGAGAGAAGGGGACAUUUCCUCUUGGGACAGACCAAGUGAGACUGGAUGAACAGCUGACUUCUCUGGAAGAAAACGUGUACCUGGCGGCAGGCACCGUGUAUGGACUCGAAGGCCAGCUGAGUGAACUGGAGGAUGCCGCCCGCUGCAUCCACAGUGGCACCGAUGAGACCGAACUGGCAGAUCUGGAGGACCAGGUGGCCACGGCUGCAGCCCAGGUUCACCAUGCUGAGCUCCAGAUUUCUGAUAUUGAGAGCCGGAUUUCAGCCCUGACCAUUGCAGGAUUAAACAUAGCACCGUGUGUCCGCCUCACAAGAAAACGCGAUCAGAAGCAAAGGAACCAGGUACAAACCAUAGACACAUCAAGGCAGCAGAGGAGGAAACUGCCUGCCCCACCAGUGAAAGCCGAAAACAUUGAGGCAUCUUCAGUGACCACCAUCAAAACAUUUAACCGCAACUUCCUUCUCCAAGGCUCCUUGACAAACAGGACUAAUGAAAGGAAAAGCACCACCAAGGAUUUGAUGGAGCCCAGUCUGGCGUCUGCUGUGAUGUAUUAGUGCCACGGAGCUCCACUGCCAGUGACCCACUGCCUCCGGCCGUACACGACAGUGCCUUGACCCAACAGCCAUCCAAUACUGUACCGAUUUCCACCCGAGGAGGGGGCCUGGGGGGGCCAUGGUGCACCACUGCACAGGGCUGUCCUGAUACCUCACCCAGAAAGCAGCCCCAGACUUGAGCACUGCGGUCUUGCCCACUCGCUGCCUUAGGCUCCCAGGGGAAUCCAAGACAGAAAACCGAGACGCUGGCUUCCAACAACAGAGCUCCCUGUUCAAAAGACGCAUCUUCUCCGUGUUCGCUUCGCUACUGUGUGUUGUCUUUAAGAUCUCUCUUUUUUUUAAUCCCUUUGAUUCAACUGAAAUUAUAUGUCAAUAGUUAUUUGUCCAAAGGAGAACCGUUGGGAGCU
This is a messenger RNA of Panthera uncia (snow leopard), 4218 nucleotides long. RefSeq names its product myosin VIIA and Rab interacting protein (gene MYRIP). Gene Ontology annotation, cellular component: cortical actin cytoskeleton. Gene Ontology annotation, molecular function: myosin binding; small GTPase binding; actin binding. Gene Ontology annotation, biological process: intracellular protein transport. The record is from RefSeq and is a predicted model, not a curated record. NCBI's taxonomy places the organism in Eukaryota, Metazoa, Chordata, Mammalia, Carnivora, Felidae.